CAGUCACUCUAGCUUCGGAGUUCCCUCAAUAGACUUAACUAGUGUAGACGGACAGCUCUAUUUCAACAUAGAGCAUAAUUGGCGCAUUUUGUGUAGUGUAAUUCGCUUUGAUUCUACCUAAUGCAGGCCCUCCUAAAUGUGUCCCCUUUCUGUGUUUUUCUUACAGAUAGCGAUCCCAGGUUUGGCUUUGCGCCUGUCCAGCCACUACCACCGGCUCAGCCCGCAGCUCCGGCCGCACCAGCGCCACCGCCUCCACCAGCAGGUCCGCCAGUGCCACUAGUGCCAGUGCCCGCGCCAGUGCUCGUGCCAGUGCCCGCGGCUGCGCCCUUGCCCGUGCCAGUGCCUGCACCAGUGCCUGUGCCGCCCGCUCCACCGACUCGACGACCACCUCGACCGCGACUUGCACCACCGGGUGCACCUGCACCUGGUAUGUGGAGGCCGCAAAGGGUUGCGGGCCUUCUAUCGAGACAGGCCACAGCGGCUCUCUUUGGAGUGAAAGUGCAAUUGCGUCCCCCCCGCAGGAUGACAGCUAUUACAGCACGUAAUAGGUUGGCAGUGGAAGCUGCAGAAGAACGAAGGAGAGCGACGAUAUGAACUUCGGCCAGAGACCAUCGGCUAGAGGGCCACCUCCGGACUACCACCAUCUGGAGGGGCCCUCCCCCCGGCCCCACCACCUGCC
This is a messenger RNA of Branchiostoma belcheri (Belcher's lancelet), 679 nucleotides long. RefSeq names its product vegetative cell wall protein gp1-like. Bases 121 to 594 code for a protein of 157 amino acids. The record is from RefSeq and is a predicted model, not a curated record. The transcript has 3 exons. Lineage: Eukaryota; Metazoa; Chordata; Leptocardii; Amphioxiformes; Branchiostomatidae.